Messenger RNA from Choloepus didactylus (southern two-toed sloth), 897 nucleotides. It is a transcript of the gene TMEM60, whose product is annotated as transmembrane protein 60. The record is from RefSeq and is a predicted model, not a curated record. Lineage: Eukaryota; Metazoa; Chordata; Mammalia; Pilosa; Megalonychidae. The transcript is spliced from 2 exons. Bases 266 to 667 code for a protein of 133 amino acids.
UGCGAACCUACCCCGGAUGUGGGAGCGGCUGGAGUAGAACGGAGAGUCUCUACCUCGGCGGUUCGGGGAGGCGGAACUGAGUCUUUUUCUUAAUUAUCAUGUGACGGGUUCUGGAUUGAAUGGGGGGGGAAAGUGUGGAAAAGGCCAAAGAUCCGAACUGGCGAGUUUCCUGAUCUUCACGGCCCUCUCCGCUCUCCCGCCGGCGGCGCUGCCAGGGUAUAUUUCCCUUUUCACAACUCUGCAACAGCCUCUUUAAACUGUUUAAAUGAGAAUGUCCUUGGCCCAGAGAGUACUACUCACCUGGCUUUUCACUUUACUCUUCUUGAUCAUGUUGGUGUUGAAACUGGAUGAGAAGGCUCCUUGGAACUGGUUCCUCAUAUUUAUUCCAGUCUGGAUAUUUGAUACUAUCCUUCUUGUCAUGCUGAUUGUGAAAAUGGCUGGACGGUGUAAGUCUGGCUUUGACCCUCGACAUGGAUCACACAAUAUUAAAAAAAAAGCCUGGUACCUCAUUGCAAUGUUACUUAAAUUAGCCUUCUGCCUUGCACUCUGUGCUAAACUGGAACAGUUUACUACCAUGAAUCUGUCCUAUGUCUUCAUUCCUUUAUGGGCCUUACUAGCUGGGGCUCUGAUGGAACUUGGAUAUAACGUCUUUUUUGUGAGAGACUGACUUCUGACUUCAUCUCGUUUUUGUUGCUGUUCAGCAAGCUAUCAUUAAAGUGUUCUAAAUCUUUGUAAGCUUCAAGAAUACCAGAGAACUGAGAAAAAUACCAAAUGUAGUUUUCUCUACUUUCAUAAUAUAGGCUUGGUGAAUCAUGGACUUCUAAUCAACCCAAAGCUUAACUAUUCAAUAUUUGAGUUAUUAAUAUCCUUAUUAUCCCUAUGUAAAUAAAGUUUGUU